CAUUCUUCAGUUUCACCCGCCGCCACAGGCUUGGAAGUUUCCAUCCAAGUCAAACAGCUGCCGGGCUUCCACAGGCCAACGACGUCUAGUUUCCGGGGGCAGGCGUCUGGGCUCCUCGUCCCUCUCCCUCCGCGCGGGAGUCUUUCUGGCCCCAGCAGAAAUCGGGUAAGACCGGCCCCAUCUUGGUGCCCGAGUGGCCUGGGCCGAAGCUGGCAGCGGAGACGGCGUCCAGGUGCAGCCAGGCGUCCCGGUCACGGGCAUUGACCCCCCGGAGCCGCUCCGCCUGAUUAGUGAGUUCCCCUGCUGGGCCCGGGGGAGGGACUGGGACCGGUCGACACUCGGUCAUCCCGGCCGGAGGAGCGGCCAGGCUGAGUCCGGCCGAAGACCCACCAACACCCCGGAGGGAGAGGGCUCAGGUCUGCCCGUCUGUCCGUCCGAAUGUCCUCCCGGGCCACAGCCGGCGGUGCCCUGCAGGUGUGCGGCCUGGCGCUCGGGGCCGUGGGCACGUUGGGCGCCGUGGCCGUAACGCUCAUGCCCCAGUGGCGGGUGUCGGCCUUCGUCGGCAGCAACAUCGUGGUCUUCGAGACCCUGUGGGAGGGGCUGUGGAUGAGCUGCAUGCGGCACACCAACAUCCGGAUGCAGUGCAAGGUGUACGACUCGCUGCUGGCCCUGCCCCCUGACCUGCAGGCCGCCCGCGGGCUCAUGUGCGCCGCCUGCGCCCUGGCGCUGCUGGCCCUGGGGGUGGGCACGCUGGGCAUGCGGUGCAUCCACUGCCUGGAGGCCACUCAGCCCGCCAAGGCCUAUCUGCUGCUGGUGGCCGGCCUGGCCUUCGUCGCCGCCGGGCUGGCCGUACUGAUCCCGGUGUGCUGGGUGGCCCACGCCGUCAUCCGGGACUUCUACGACCCCAUCUUGCCGGAGGGGACCAAGAGGGAGCUGGGGGACGCGCUCUACCUGGGCUGGGCGGUGGCCCUGAUCCUCCUGGCCGGAGGCGCCACGUUCUGCUGCAGCUUCGGCUAUAGUGGCCACCCAAGCUUCCGGUACGCGGCCCGGCCCCGCCCUGAGACCGUCCAGAGCCACCGAUCGAGGAAGAUGCCGAGCCUCCCUUCCAAGAGCCAGUACGUUUAGCAGCGCGGGGGCCACUCCAAGGGCCCGGAGGCAUCAGAGGGUGCGUCCGCCUUGCCGCCCGAACUCCUGGCCCCGCUUCCCUGGGAGCUCCGGGUACAGCCAUCCUCUCCCUGCCACCUCUGUGCCCAACUUCCAGGGACACUGCUGCUCUCCCUGCCCCCUUUCAAUCAAUCAAUCAAUCAAUCAAUCAAAGAGCACUUACUACUUGCAGGGCACUGCCCCUCUCGCCACUCCCUUUCACCCGAACUCCAGGACGCUGCUGCUUUCUCUGUCCCCUCUCUCCCAGAGCUGGGAAGCGCUGCCUCUCUCACCACUUCCUUUCUCCCUGAGCUGUGGGGAAACUGCCCCUCUGCCUGCCUCCUCUCCCUCCCGAGCUCCAGGACUGUGCCCCUCUCUCCAUCCCUGUCCCCCUCUCUCCAUCCCUGUCCCCUCUUCCCUAAAACUUAGGUAUAAUGCCCCCCUGCCCCCCGUCCUCCCUUGCCUCCUCUCCCCCUGAACCCUGGGCCACCAUCCCCGCCCCGUCUCCUCUCACGAGUGGUGGGGGAAACCAACCGGCCGCUUAUCUGCUCCAACCUGGGGUCCGGGCGUCCAAGCCAGUCACUCCUUGGGUGCCAUUCAAGGGGCUGGUCAGCACGGGUGUGGGCUCUUCAGCCCCUGCAGCCAGUCACAGAGGGGAGAUGGGGUCUCUGGGAAUGACAGGCUUUGGUUCUGUCAUGAUGGGUGCCGAUUUGUACUUCCCAAGCUCUUAGUACAGUGCUCCGCACACAGUAAGCGCUCAAUAAAUAUGAUUGAAUGGAUGAAUGAAUGAUGGGCAGGGGAAAGGGGUAAAUUGUGAACUGCCUUCCUCUGGCUGAAAUGCCCUGGGCCCACAGAGAGUGUUGUCUUGCACAGGAGCAAUUCUAGACCCCGGCCUCCGAUCCUCAAACCGCCUUCCAUCCUGUGCAACAUGUAGAUGGGCUGGGGGAAGUUUGAGAGGCAGGCCCUUUGACCAGGGGAGACCCUGCAAUGUCCCGGCCAAAAUUCCUCAGAGGGAGGGAGCUACAGCCCCUGACUUCCCACCGGCUGAUGGGAUACUCCGUGGCCGCACCUGGGGUGAAGAAGGCCGCAGCUGCCCGGGCCACUGAAGACGUCCGGCUUCUGGGCAGAGCGGUUGGUUAUGUCUUGGCCGCCGGCUUUGUGGGAGCGGAGGGUCCGACAGCCGCCCCACCUCUGGAAGGGCAUUCAUUCAUUCAAUUGUAUUUAUUGAGCACUUACUGUGCUCAGAGCA
Tachyglossus aculeatus (Australian echidna) is the source of this 2392-nucleotide messenger RNA. It is a transcript of the gene CLDN8, whose product is annotated as claudin 8. Gene Ontology annotation, biological process: cell adhesion; bicellular tight junction assembly. Bases 439 to 1125 code for a protein of 228 amino acids. Gene Ontology annotation, cellular component: plasma membrane; bicellular tight junction. Gene Ontology annotation, molecular function: structural molecule activity. The record is from RefSeq and is a predicted model, not a curated record. The transcript has a single exon. Lineage: Eukaryota; Metazoa; Chordata; Mammalia; Monotremata; Tachyglossidae.